UUUUGUUCUUACGUUCUUGUAACUGUGCGAGGAGUUCUGGAAUUGUUCUGGAGUCAAUACAGUUUGUUGGCUUUUGGAUCAUCUAUAGGUUUUUCUUGCUAUUUAAUAGCAUUGUGGAAAGGUUCCGAAUUUAUGAAACUUCGCCGACGAGUUUUUGCUAGUUAUUGGCCUUUGACAAGUCUUGGGGACAAAGCGUUUCAAAAAAUCAAGAAAUUCGGCUACUCUGCAAAUCUUUAUACGAUGGCUGCAAUUUUAGCUUCAAUUGCAACGUCAACUGCUGGUUUGCCUUGGGUUGGCGAUGAAUAUGAUAUUAUGUUUCCAGUGAGAGUAUAUACUGAUUACUUAGGCGAAAGGGCCGUUCCACUUUUAGUGUUUUUUUAUAUGACGUUGUAUUUCACCGGAUUUGUUAUGAUUUCUACCAGUUUCAUUUUUGUUCAUUUUGCUUUACAUCUUAAGUUUCAGUUUUUUUUAUUAAAUGUACGGCUCGAUGGUCUUCGAAGAGAACCACCAGUUGAAGGUAAUGAUAUUUUGUAUCAAAAUCAUGUCAAAGAAGAAUUGACGUCUUGUAUUAAGUACCACCAAGAACUGCUCAAAGUCGCAAAAGAAAUGAAUGAUAUUGUUUAUUUUCCAAUCUUUAUAGUAAUGUCUAGCGGUGUAAUAUUUUCUGUAUGUCUUCUUUUUUAUGUGAAAAACUUUGCGAAUUCUUUGGUACGAGGAACUACAAUGGCCAUAACUGGAUCUUUAAUAACUUUUGGGUUUGGAAUCACAGGACAGCUUAUGGAAAACGAGUCUGGAAGACUUUUCGAUACUUUAGUAUUGUUGCCUUGUCAUUUAUGGAGUCUCUCAAAUAGAAAACUUUAUCAUAUUUUUUUAACCAAAUCACAAUAUCAUAUUAGUUUUUCAAGUUCUGGCAUUAUUAAUCUAAACCACACUUUAUUUAUUUCGUUGUACACAAAAGUUACGUCGAUAUUGUCAUUUCUGAUGAACGUUUCCAAUAAAAGCGACACAAAGUAAUUUUCAAAUUUUGCGAUUAAAUCAUCAUUAUUGAUACAAAAAUAAUAACACAAUAUUCC
Tribolium madens (black flour beetle) is the source of this 1073-nucleotide messenger RNA. RefSeq lists its product as uncharacterized. The transcript has 6 exons. Gene Ontology annotation, molecular function: odorant binding; olfactory receptor activity. The record is from RefSeq and is a predicted model, not a curated record. The coding region runs from base 133 to 1014 and encodes 293 amino acids. Gene Ontology annotation, biological process: sensory perception of smell; detection of chemical stimulus involved in sensory perception of smell. NCBI's taxonomy places the organism in Eukaryota, Metazoa, Arthropoda, Insecta, Coleoptera, Tenebrionidae. Gene Ontology annotation, cellular component: plasma membrane.